AUGGGUAUACGGAGAUCCGAUUCCACGGUUGCGAAUCGAUUCGAAGCUAUGCUGAUCAAGAUUCUGGCCGACAGGCUUGAGAGACUGCACGCUGUCAACUGGCUACACAAGGGUCUUCGGAGCCAGAGCAUAUUGUUCUCCCGCGAUGCGGACACAGCGGUGGAUUGCGCGCAACCGUUUCUCUCUCGCUUCGACUAUUCACGUCCAGAAAAUGCCGACUUCAUGUCUGAGGCUCCUCCUCAUAUCAGAGCCGAGGAUGUGUACCGGCAUCCCGCGGUGCAGGGCGGCCCUAGAGAUGACGCCCAUGGAUUCGGCUUUAAGAAGCAUCAUGGCAUUUCUUCCCUCGGCAUCAUCAUGAUGGAGAUUGCCUGUUGGAAUUCUGUUGACGUUGUGCUUGGGUUUGAGGAACGUCGGGUGAGGCUUCCCAGUGAAACAGCAGGAGUCCGAGAGACUCUGCUUAGCGGAAGAUUCGAUGACAACCUGAGAGGACACAUGGGAGAUGUGGUGGCAGAGAUAGUCAAGUCAUGCCUCGCAGGACCAGACAACUCUCAGAUUCCCAUAUACGGAGCCGAUGCAUCAAGGUCUGGGCUCAAACUGCAGGAGUGGUUCUUCCAUGCCGUGGCGAAGAAGCUGCGGGAUAUGAGAAUUUGA
Molecule: messenger RNA, 651 nt
Organism: Colletotrichum karsti
Lineage: Eukaryota; Fungi; Ascomycota; Sordariomycetes; Glomerellales; Glomerellaceae
Exons: 2
Coding region: 1-651 (216 amino acids)
Source: RefSeq, a predicted model, not a curated record